Drosophila busckii is the source of this 7693-nucleotide messenger RNA. It is a transcript of the gene gpp, whose product is annotated as histone-lysine N-methyltransferase, H3 lysine-79 specific. The record is from RefSeq and is a predicted model, not a curated record. NCBI's taxonomy places the organism in Eukaryota, Metazoa, Arthropoda, Insecta, Diptera, Drosophilidae. Gene Ontology annotation, biological process: DNA repair; regulation of transcription regulatory region DNA binding; DNA damage checkpoint signaling. Gene Ontology annotation, molecular function: histone H3K79 methyltransferase activity. The transcript is spliced from 9 exons. Bases 1279 to 7644 code for a protein of 2121 amino acids. Gene Ontology annotation, cellular component: nucleus.
GAAGAAGGUAGAUGUCGGUACGGUUUCUACGCAUAAGAGCGGAAUGAAUAAAUAACAUUUAAGCAUAUUGAAAUCCGAAAGAAGCAAUACGAGCAAAGUGCAAAGUAUAUUAGUUAACGGUAAAAUGCAUGAAACAAGAAGCAACGCGCUUAUGUCUUCCUUGUAAACAACAACAGCAUGAUUUAGCAAAUGGAAUAAGCAAUAAAGACUUUUAUCAAAGUUUGAGAGUGUACAGCAUCGAAGCAACGAGUAAAGCAAGCAGGCGGUGCUUAUAAUACCAAACCCUCUAAAUCCACAAAAAAAAAUACAACAGUUUAUACAUUUCAAAGCUUUGAGAACUUUGCCUAAAAACAAUUUUCUAUUAAACACGUUUUACAACACUUAACUAACGGCGCUUGCCAUGGAACGCAGUGAUGUGGAACACAAUUGUUGCUGGAAUGGGAAUGCAAAUAGUUUCAAAUGAAACUGGAGAACGCGAGGCAACAACAACAACAACAACAAAAUAGAAGAGAGAGCCGCUUGAGUCAAGCGAAAAUGUUGUCAAUGUCACACAGUGGGGAAAAUGCAUCGUUUUCUUAAUAUACAACAAAAUAUUAAAUUACGCAACUAUCAUCAGUUACUUUUAUAUUUUGUUGCUACAAAGUUGGCUGCCACUGCCACUGCUGCUGGAGCUAGAGGGCCUAAAGGUGGAGGCGCAGACGCAGACGAAGACGGCAAUCGCUUGAGAAGAAGAAGAAGAAGUGGACGCAGCAGCAGCAGCAGAAGAAGCAGCAACAACAAUAACAAAGUAACGAUCGCAACGUAACCGUGACGCACAGCUGAGAAACGAGAAUCGAAAGUUGAUUUGAAUUUGUUUUCGUAGCCCCCAAUCAUCAUAAAUAUAUUAUAUACACAUAAAGAAAACCCAACGCUGCCACUGUUCCUAAGACAACAAAACAAAUAAGAAAACAACAACAACAAAGAAGAAGAAGAAGAAAUAUCUAUUAACGUAAUUUUAGCAUAACCCUAACGUAAACGACGUAGUUGUAACAUAACAUUAAACGCCACUCAACACUGCUCCUAUGCCAACUUUUUUGAUCAUCAACAUUCACUCACUCACUCAAUCAAUCGUCAAUGCAUACGCGCAUAUGAACAUAACCUCACAUCGCUCAUAUGCCCAUGGAGAACAACAACAUUCAAUCAUAACACUGAACAAUUAGACAAAAUAUAUAGAAGAAAUCAAAUCAAGAGAAGAGCGACGAACGUUUGCCCGCUGCUAACGCUGGCAAAUUGAAAAGUAUGGCAACACCGCAAGUCAAAGACUUGGUGUUACGCUCGCCAGCCGGCUCAUCCGAUCUUAUCACAUUCGCCUGGCCACUGCAAGUUGGACAUGGACAGGAUAAGCACGACAAUGGCAUCGAUAUACUCGAUACCAUCAAAUUCGUCUGCGAUGAGCUGCCAUCGAUAUCAUCCGCAUUCGAGGAGAUUAAUCUCAAUCACAUUGACACUGCCUGCUAUAAGACUAUGACAAAUCUUGUCGAUCGCUUCAAUAAGGCUGUCGACAGUAUUGUUGCAUUGGAAAAAGGAACUUCACUGCCCGCCGAGCGUUUGAAUAAAUUCGCUCAUCCUAGCCUACUAAGACACAUACUGCAAUUAGUUUACAAUGCUGCUGUGCUCGAUCCGGAUAAGCUCAAUCAGUACGAGCCCUUCUCGCCGGAGGUCUACGGCGAGACGUCCUACGAGCUGGUGCAGCAGAUGCUUAAGCAUGUCACCGUCAGCAAAGAGGACACCUUCAUUGAUCUCGGCUCCGGCGUGGGCCAGGUGGUGCUCCAAAUGGCCGGCUCGUUUCCGCUCAAGACCUGCAUUGGCAUUGAGAAGGCGGACACCCCAGCGCGCUAUGCCGAACGCAUGGAUUUAUAUUUUCGCCAGUACAUGGGCUGGUUUGGCAAACGCUACUGCGAGUACAAACUGAUCAAGGGCGAUUUUCUGGUGGACGAGCAUCGCGAGAAGAUCACCUCGUCCACGCUGGUGUUUGUUAACAAUUUUGCCUUUGGACCCACUGUGGACCAUCAGCUGAAGGAGAGAUUUGCCGAUCUGCGCGAUGGCGCGCGCGUUGUCUCCUCCAAAUCGUUUUGUCCGCUCAACUUUCGCAUUACCGAUCGCAAUCUGAGCGACAUUGGCACCAUUAUGCAUGUGAGCGAAAUUCCGCCAUUGAAGGGAUCUGUCUCAUGGACCUGCAAACCGGUUUCAUAUUAUUUGCAUGUGAUCGAUCGCACCAUAUUGGAGCGUUACUUUCAACGUCUGAAAACCAAGGGCGGUGAUCAUGAGCACUCGGGCACUGCGCGCACUACACGCGAUCGGGCCAAGCGUGAGGCCAGCACUGUGCACCACAGCAGCAGCAACAAUCACAACAACAACAACAAUCACCAUCAUCAGCAGCAGCAGCGUCAGGAGCGCCAGGAGCAGCAGCAGCGUGAGCGUGAACGCGAGUUGCCCAACGGCUCGAAUGGGCAGCGACUUAAGUCGGAGUCGCCUGCUAAUGUUGGCAUAGCUGCUGCCUCCAAGACGCGUCAGCAGGCACAGGCGAGCGCGCAGCAGCAGCAGCGCAGCCUGGACAUGGAGACGAGCACGGAGAGCGACGGCGAUGGCGAGACAACGCAUGGCAAUGGCCAUAGCCAUAGCCAUAGCGGCGGCAACACCACAACGGCAACCAAUACAACGAGCUCCAAUGGGCCGACGACGCGCAAGGUGUGGUCGGACUGGUGCAGCUCCAAGGACAAGAGCUCGCAGUCGGACGACGAGGAGAACAACAACAGCAAUAGCAACAGCAAUCAGGCGUCGCGUCUGCCACGCGCGGCGGCGCUGCAGAAGAAGCGCAAGAAGCUGACGCGCAAAGCGGCGAUUGCCAGCAAGUCGGCGGCGGCAGCAGCAGCGCAGCGUGAGGCGGAAGCGGAGGCGGAGGCGUCGACGCAUGCGAAUAGCAAGGACUCGAGCAGCAAGGAGGAUCAGCCACGUGCAGCCAGCGCAGGCCCUGGACGCAAGGGCCGCUUGAAGAAGGGUCAGCGUGGACGCAAGUGCCUGAAGAUCGUCGGCCUGGAUGUGCUGCAUAAGCAAACUGUGUUGAGCACCUCGCUGGACAGCAUGGCCAAGAAGCUGCCCGCGGCGCCCGGCACUGUGGACCAGCAGCUGACGUCGCUGCUCACCGGCGACAUGUCGCAUCGCGAGCUGGACAUACCCACUGCGCCACAGGAUACGCCGUAUGCGCUGCAAAUCUUGCUGGAUGUGUUCCGUGCCCAGUACAUGACCAUGAUUGAUCAUAUGCGCUCCAGCGCGUAUUUGCCGCAGGUGCAGAAGCAAAUUGCGCAGGAGCAGGAGCGCAUGGUGCGGCUCAAGAAUCGCGCCAAUCAGCUGGACAAGCAGAUCAAGGUGCUCAUCGAUGACAGCGUGACGCUGCUCAAGGUGCGCAUGAACGAGCUGGGCAUCAAUGUGAACUCGCCCAACGAUCUGAUUGCCCAGGCCAAGGAGAUUGUGGGCAGGCACAAGGAUCUGCAGCAUGCGGUGAGCAAGAUGCGCAACGAGGUCACCGUCUACGAGAACGAACAGAAGCUGCUGCUGAGCAAGCACAUGAAGCAUCUGCCCGAGUAUCAGAAACUCUGCGGCGCCAGCAACAUGGCCAAUGGCAAAAUCAAGCUCGAGCUGCCCCAAGAGCUGUCCGAGACGGCAGCGCAGGAGCUGGUGCUCAAGGAGAUUGCCAAUACGCUGAGCCAGCGCAAGAAACUGGUGGCCCAGGUGUCCACCAUCGAGCAGGAGACCAGCUCGCUGCAAAAGUCAGCGGACGAGCGCAGCACGGCGGCGGCGCUGCUAGCCCAAGGCACAAAUAUAAGCGUGGCCAAUACAGCGAUAGCAGCAGCUCCCCCCAAUCCAGCGCCAGCUGCAGUGCAACAAGCUUGCAACAAAUUGUCGGCAGUCAAGUCAACAUCACGUCGCAGUCGCGAGCAUCGUGCGCGCAGCCAGGAGUGGCCCGAAGUGCCCGAGGUGGGCAAGAUUCAAGAGAGCAAUCCUGAGGUGCUGGCGCAGAAGAUACUCGAAACCUGUCGCCAGGUCGAGGCGGGCAAGUUCCAAGCGCCGCCUGUGUGCAAUGCCAUUAGCUAUGCCGUCAAUGGCAAACAGGCCAAGCUGGAGCCCAAGCCGGAGCUCAAGUCGCCGCUCAUAUACAAGGACAGCACGCUGAUGCCGGCGCCCAAGCAGCAGCAACAGCAGCAGCAACUGCUUCCCAAGUGCGAGCUGCCGCUGGGUCUGAGUCGCAGCAAGCAGGAGUCGCCCAAGGUGGCAAACUUUGAGGAUCGCCUGAAGAGCAUUAUCACCUCAGCGUUGAAUGAGGAUCAGGAGCAGCGCAGCAAGGCGUUGCCUGCAGUGGAGGUCAAUGCGGCGCCUGUUAACAAACGCAGCAAACCGAGCAGCGCCAACAACUUCAACAACAUUAUAACGGUAUCCACGCAGGGGCUGAUGCAUCUGAAUGCCAACACCACCAUCUCGCCUGUAACGCCGCCGCUGCCCGGACCCAGAGCAGCAACCGCCGCCUCAACGGCGCCGCCACCGCCAGCCAAUCUGCCCUACGGCAGCGCCUACAUGAGCAGCAAGCCGCAGCCACAACACAAAUAUAACCAAACGUCGCUUAUUAAGGAGUCCAAGUAUGCGCCGCCGCCGCCGCGCGCAGCGUCAGCAGCACCGCCGGCACCACCACCGCCGCCGCCACCGCCAGCAACAUCCGCGGCCAGCGCCCACAUGGCCACUUUAUAUGGCAGCGCAGCGGCAGCGGCCACGCCCGCUGAUCUGGGCUAUCAUCGGCGACGCGCCUCGGUUAGCACCAAUAGCUAUGAGCACUUUAUGGCGCAGCAGCAGCAGCAGCAACAGGCGCUCAUGAUGGCGCACAUGACGCAGCAGCGACUGCAGCAGCAGCAACAACAACAGCAACAUGCGCAUCAGCAACAUGCCCAACUGCCGCAUCAUCAUGCGCAUCAUCAUCAGCAGCAGCAGCAGCACCAUCAAGAGUUCAAGGCGCCCGCCGAGCAGCUGCUGCAGCGCUCCAGCAGUCGCGAGCAGCUCGUGGAGCAGCAACAGCCGCUGGAGCUGCUGCCACGCGCCAGCAGCGCCAAUUCGGACUAUCCCGGCUAUCGCGUCGAGCGUCUGUCUGUGCGUCCGCCCAGUCGUCCCAGCUCCAACUGCUCGCAGCCGGACUACACGCAAGUGUCGCCAGCCAAAAUGGCACUGCGUCGUCAUCUGUCGCAGGAGAAGCUCAAUCAGCCGCCGCAGGCGUUGGCCACGCCGCCACCGCUGCCCACAACAGCGGGCAAGACCAUUGGCGAUCUGGUCAAUGGCGAGAUUGAGCGCACGCUCGAGAUCUCACAUCAGAGCAUCAUCAAUGCCGCUGUCAACAUGAGCACGGGCUCUGGAGCCGGCAGCAGCGGGAGCAACAGCGGCGGCGCGCAUUAUCUCGAUCGCGCAUUUCCCGCCGAGCGAUUGCUCAUCAAUCUCAAUGCGCAGCGGCCGGAGCGCGUGCAUGUGCGUCCACUGAACGAGGAGGCGUCCGCACAGUCCGCACAAGCGCAGCCCACCAACUACAGCCAGACGCCAACGGAGAAUAGUUUGGCCACGCUAGCGCAUGUCGCGUAUGCUCAGAAAUCCCAACCAGGAGCUAACAACAAGCAUGCCGCACGCUCUGGGCGGGACUAUCAGCCAGUGGCGCUGCCACGCGCCGAGAUGAAGGGCUGCAUUGAGGCCUAUUUCCAUGAGGAGCACUCGAAGUCCAAGAGCGGCAGCAGCAGCAACGUUUUGCGCACGCCACGCCUCAAUGGCGCCAAUCCACCGCUGGAGGGACUCGCCGCCUCGCUGCAGGAUCAUGUGCGCGCUCGCAAGUACAAGGAGGAGAACGAGGAGCGUCAAAGACGCGCCGCAGCAGCAGCAGCAGCAACAUCAUCAGCAUCUUCAACAACGCUGGAGCUGACGCCAGUGCCGGCUCAAGCGCCGCAUUAUGCGCAUCAGGCGCCACCUGCUCAUAGCUAUCAUCAUCAUCAGCAGCAGCAGCAGCAGCAACAUGCAGCUCAUUUGAAUGGCACGCCGCAUAAAGUGGAGCUGGGCAUCAAGCGCAGCUCACCGCUCGCCUCGCAUCAGCAGCCCACGCGUCCGGCCAAGUUGCCGCACUUUGAGCAGCAACAGCCGCUGGCUCAUGCUCAUUCACACUCAGCAGCAGCUCAUCAGCAUGGCGCUGCACUGUAUGUGAAUGGCGCACAGGCUUUGCCGCCGCCAGCACAUGAUGCCACAACGCCCUCGCCAACGCCUUCGUCCUCCUCCUCGUCGUGUGGUCGACGCAGCAAGCUGCUGGUGGAGCCACCGCUGCUUAUGAGUCCCGAAAUUAAUUCGCUAAUGGGCGAUGAGCGUCCGUUGCAGCUUUCGGCCAGUCAUCAUCAUCAUCAUCAGCAGCAGCAGCAGCAGCAGCAUCAUCAUCAUCACAGCCACCAGCAACAGCAGCAACAUGUUCAGCAGCAGCAGCAGCAGCAACACUCAUUGCGUGCAACACAUCAAAGCAGCCACAGCCACAGCAUCACGCCCACAAUGCGCUCCCAUGCACCAGACGAUGACGAUGUCAUCACUGCCGACGAUGAGUCGCAUUGGCAGCAUCGCGUUAGCUCCGGCUUUGACCGCCUGGUGGCCUUUGCCAGCACCGAGCUGGACAAGACUCGGCGCUCCAUUGACGGCGACACUGUGCCAGCCUCGAUCAGCUGCAAUACAUCGCCAGACUCUGGCAUUACGCACAGCAGCAGCAACUCGGAUGCGGCGCGCACCUUUCUGUCCACCUCGUCCAGCUCCUCGCAGCUGGAUCUGCCCAUUAACAACAGCAACAGCAGCAGCAGCUCCAACAGCCUGUACGCCAGCCAAGUGCAUAAUCUAAGCCAUCAUCAUGCACAGCAGCAGCAGCCACAACAACAACAACAACAGCAGCAAAAGCAGCAGCAACAGCACUUGGAUCAUUUGAGUGACAGCAGCAUGAAGUCCAGUGCAUCCUCGUCGAUGCAUGCAAGCAGCUCAUUGAAGACUGUCUCGCCAGUGGACUCGGGCGCCAUUGACUCGCCGCCGCUGUCUGAGAUGGGCCUGCCACGCACGCCCAGUCCCAACACUGCCAGCGUGGCUACGCCGCCGCUGGCUCAUGCGCCUUCCAUGGACAACGAGUUGCGCAUACCGCUCAAGUAUCAGCGCAAGUCCAAGAGCGGCUCGGAGAAGCACUACAAGAAGAAGUUCUGCGAGCGCAACUGGGAGUACGACUGCGAUGAGCUGUUGGCCUACUCCAAUCUGAGUGCGCCGCCCACAGCAGCUGAUGCUGCUGGCAAUGGACCCACAAUGGCAAUGGAUACGCCUGUUGUUGCUGCUGCUGCUGCCGCUGCGCCUUUGGCAGCUGUUAAGUCGGGCAAGUCGCCCAAGGAUAAGGCGUCGCCGCAUCACAGCGCUCAGGCUCAGGCUGGCGCUAAUGCCAGCUAUAAUCAUCACCACAAGUCGUCCAAGUUCAGGCCCAAGGGCAAGGACUGGGACUGGUCGCUGGACACCAGAAGCAAUGCCGAAGAGCCAAUGCCGAAUGGCAACGCAUCGGCCGCCACAACAUCGAGUAAUUAAUUUAGUUAAAUUUGCUGAACAGCGAUAGUUGCCACACCAACCAAACUCA